GGAACAUGCUUGUCACUGUUGCAAGGGCAAGGCACAACAACAACCCACCGGUUGGCCAAAUUCUCUCUCUCUCUCUCUGCUGCCCGAGCUGCCCGUUCUUUAGCGCUCUCUCUCUCUCUCUCUCUCUCUCUCUCCAAGUACAUCUCUUGAUCUCUAUUCAUCGCCACCCCUCUCUCACCUUUUUUCUUCUGGUUUUAUUACCACUCUCUCUUUAGAGACAGAGGGAUUAUCUUUGAUGCUGCCUUUCUUUCACACUUCAACGUCUGCGAAAGCUACCUGUACGGUCGGCUCUCCAUUUUUGGCUUCGGGCAGGUAAACCCCUCUGCCCGUUUUCUCCGGUCAGCUCGAUUUUGCUUUUGAAAUCCGUAGUCUUCUUGAGUGGAGAGAGCGAAGACAAAUCCGAUAGGAGUUAAUUCAGAGUAGUUGUUUUUUGGCUCUGAACUGGUCAGCUUUCAUCGUGAGUUUAUUUCUAGGGUUUUUGGAGUUCCGUGCGGGCAUUUCUUGUCGGGGGUUGAGCUUAUUCUUCUAGUAUUGGCCAGACAAUUCAGACGUUUUUGUUACUUUUUAUUUGAAGGGCUGGUCUAUGUAUGAUCUGCGCCUUUUGGUGAUUUUUAGUCAUCUUGGGCUCUGCCGGAUAUAUUUCUGAACCGGGUUCGAGUAAUUUUGAGCUGAAAAGGAAUGUUUUAUGUUUCUCGGGGACUUUGCAAGUUAUGAUCUCUGUUGUUUCAUCGUAUUUGGGGUCUCAAUGCUGACUCUGAAGUUUCUAUUACAAAGGUUUUCUUUUUGCUUUUAAGGUGGUGUCAUAUAUUUCGUUUGUGGGUUCCAAUCUCUGGCUGGUUAAGGGGCAGCGGUUGUUUGAUAGGUUCUGUGUCUUGUUGAGAUAUGAACUGUUGAAUUAACGCUUCUUAAAGAUGGGAGUAGGUCCUGAUGUUAUUCAGGCGGAAUCAUGGGAUGUGGGGAAAUCAAAGGAAAAGAAGAAGAAAGAAGGCAAGUCCGAGGAGCCUGGUUGUUGGAUUAAAUUUAGGCUUUUGGUUAUGAGUUCCUGCAUCUCUUCAAGAUCCAAAGUGGAUACCUCCAUAAGUGGCACCAGUACGCAUUAUGCGGAAAGUAAAUCUACAAAUGAUACUAGUAGAGACCAACCAGUUGCUCCAGUAGUCUCCUCUACAACCACUAGCAAUGGUGAGAGUAUCCCUUCCACCCCCAAAGUAGGAGAGGAAUUGAAAGUUGCUUCUCAGCUUCGAAGAUUCACAUUUAAUGAGCUUAAGUCUGCAACAAGGAACUUUAGGCCAGAAAGUCUUCUUGGUGAGGGUGGCUUUGGUUGUGUUUUCAAGGGAUGGAUUGAGGAGAAUGGAACUGCUCCUGUUAAACCUGGGACUGGGCUUACUGUUGCGGUUAAAACCCUCAAUCAUGAUGGACUUCAGGGCCAUAAAGAGUGGCUGGCUGAAGUAAAUUUUCUUGGUGACCUCCUCCAUCCUAAUUUGGUCAAAUUGAUUGGCUACUGCAUUGAGGAUGAUCAAAGGCUGCUAGUAUAUGAGUUUAUGCCUCGAGGAAGCCUGGAGAAUCAUCUCUUUAGAAAAGGGUCCCUGCCUCUCCCCUGGUCUAUCAGGAUGAGAAUUGCACUUGGUGCUGCCAAGGGCCUUGCAUUUCUUCAUGAAGAAGCUGAAAGGCCUGUUAUAUAUCGAGAUUUUAAAACAUCUAAUAUCCUGUUAGAUGCGGACUAUAAUGCAAAGCUCUCUGAUUUUGGACUAGCCAAAGAUGGUCCCGAGGGAGAUAAGACUCAUGUUUCUACUCGAGUGAUGGGAACAUAUGGCUAUGCAGCUCCAGAGUACGUGAUGACAGGGCAUCUAACGUCAAAGAGUGAUGUAUACAGUUUUGGGGUGGUUUUACUAGAGAUGCUGACUGGCCGAAGAUCCAUGGAUAAAAACCGACCAAAUGGGGAGCAUAACUUGGUGGAAUGGGCACGACCAUAUCUUGGUGAGAAGAAAAGGUUUUAUCGGCUAAUAAUAGAUCCUCGUCUUGAGGGCCAUUUCUCAAUCAAAGGUGCAGAGAAGGCUGCACAGCUGGCCCAUCGUUGUCUUAGCCGGGACCCCAAAGCCAGACCUUUGAUGAGUGAAGUUGUAGAAGCCCUGAAGCCUCUACAGAAUCUGAGGGACAUGGCUAGCUCCUCCUACUACUACCAGACAAUGCUAGCAGAGAGAACUGGGUCCAACCUAACUAGAAAUGGUCUUCGGACACAGGGAGGGUCUCUGUUGAGGAAUGGGCAACCAACAAGGAGCCUUUCGAUGCCAAAUGGUUCGCAUGCUUCUCCAUACCACCACCAUCACCACCAAUCCCACCAGUCACCCAAACCCAAUGGUAAACAGGCAUGAUGUUCAGUUUCUAUGAUUCUAUAUCCAUAUUUCAUCCAUUGCAUCCCAACAUCCUAGACUUCCUUUUUUUUUUUUUUUUAAUUUACAUUUCUUUCUUUCUUAUGUAUAAAUACAUGAUCAUCACGAGGUCAUAUCUAGUCUUGGAAUACUGAACAGGCAGUGGGGAUCUCUAAGCGGAUGCAGUGUAUUUUAAUUUGUGACGAGAGUUGGUGGGCUGUGCCCUUUCUUCCAUUAAGGAAAUGGUCAUCGGGAGGGGGAAUGUGGAAGAGGGUUUUGGAGAGAAUUGUAAUGCCACCUUAUGUUGCAUUUAAUUUGUUUGAAAAUAUCAAAAUGGUAAGAGUAUAGUUGAUUGACCGGUGACCUGAUGCUUA
Messenger RNA from Nelumbo nucifera (sacred lotus), 2740 nucleotides. RefSeq names its product serine/threonine-protein kinase PBL34-like. NCBI's taxonomy places the organism in Eukaryota, Viridiplantae, Streptophyta, Magnoliopsida, Proteales, Nelumbonaceae. Gene Ontology annotation, biological process: protein phosphorylation. Gene Ontology annotation, molecular function: protein kinase activity; ATP binding. The record is from RefSeq and is a predicted model, not a curated record.